Molecule: messenger RNA, 2495 nt
Organism: Colias croceus (clouded yellow)
Lineage: Eukaryota; Metazoa; Arthropoda; Insecta; Lepidoptera; Pieridae
Product: lachesin-like
Exons: 9
Coding region: 202-1542 (446 amino acids)
Cellular component (GO): neuron projection
Source: RefSeq, a predicted model, not a curated record
UCAUAGCCGAUAGCACGCUCCUUGGGGACCGCCCAAACUUAUCACGUGAAACUUAAUACGCGAAUACUCGAGUGUUUUACGAUGCUUAUGACAUAAACAUCCCUUAACUUUAACUAUAUGAAGUUCCAAGCUACUUUUUCAGCUAGUUCCUGUUAUAUACGGUAAUAUAUGGAGGAGUCAGCCUUUUAGAGGCGUUACAACAUGAAUAGCAUUCAAUCUUCGAUUUACUUGAUUGGUAUAUUAAUGCUGAGUCUCGAUUCCAAAUUAGCAGGGGAGGCAUUUCAGCCUGAAUUUGCAGAACCCAUUGGCAAUUUAACAGUACCAAUAGGAAGAGAUGCUACUUUUCGAUGUCUUGUGCAAAACUUAGGUGGAUAUAGAGUAGGUUGGGUAAAAGCGGACACAAAGGCAAUACAAGCGAUUCAUGUCCACGUGAUCACCAACAACCAUAGAGUAGGAGUGUCCCACAACGGACAAACCGUAUGGAAUUUGCACAUUAGAAACGUCCAGGAGGACGACCGCGGUCAAUACAUGUGCCAGAUCAAUACCGACCCCAUGAAAAGCCAGAUGGGUUACUUGGAAGUAGUGGUUCCACCGGAUUUUAUAGCAGAGGAGACGUCUGGAGACAUAAUGGUACCUGAAGGUGGAACAGCUAAGCUAUCUUGCAGGGCCCGGGGACAACCUGCACCUCGCGUCAUGUGGAGAAGAGAAGAUGGUUCCGAUGUAGUCAUUCGUCACACAAAUGGUAGUAAAAGCAAAGUACCUGUGUAUGAAGAUGAAGUUCUCACACUCAAUAAAAUUUCACGGUCUGAUAUGGGGGCAUAUCUCUGCAUCGCAAGCAAUGGCGUGCCUCCGUCUGUGAGCAAGAGAAUUGUCGUGAAAGUUCAUUUUCACCCGGUUAUCCAAGUGCCAAACCAACUGGUAGGAGCGCCCCUCGGCACUGACGUCACACUCGAAUGCUACGUAGAGUCUUCUCCGAAGUCCAUCAACUAUUGGGUUAGAGAAACAAAUGAAAUGGUGAUACAAUCAAGCAAGUACGAAGUGGUGAACACAAUGCUCAGUUCAUUCGAGAGUCGCAUGUCGCUGGUGGUUCGGCGGCUGACAGACGCAGACAUUGGCGGGUAUCGAUGCAUCGCCAAGAACUCGCUUGGCGAAGUCGAUGGCAGCAUACGUAUCUAUGGAAUAACACGACCACUUAUUAAAAAUACCAGCCCAUCGAGCAGAAACGAGGACUUUUCGUCACCUAUGGAAGGACCUGAUAACCAAUUCGGUUCUGCGGAGAGCUCUGAUGAUGAAGACGAUCCCGAAUCGGCCACGGAAUUUUCAGAUAAAAUACAGAUUACAACCCAUAACUCCUUCUCCAAGAAUAAAACCUUCUAUUCAACAAACAAUUUAGAAAAACAAAAUGUCAGUAAUAAAGUUCGAAAAGUAAUUGCUAAUUUAGAAGCAGUCAACAAUGCUUGUCAUGCAGCAGUUAACAUGAAACCGAUCACUUAUUGUUUAUUUUUGUGUUACUAUAUUAUUUCUGAAGUAAGUUUAUAUUAAAAUUAAAUUAUUAUUAUUUCUUAUAUUAUGUACCUAAUAGAAAAUACUAAGAUGUGUUCCGUUUUAUACGCUUUAAAUAUAAAGACGAUAUAGCAAUUAAAAGUUUUUCUUUUGAAAUCAUAACUAGAUAAACAAGAUACAACUUUAUGGGUUCAAAUUGUUUCAAAAACAGUGAACGUUACAAUUACAAAAUGUUAAUAACAUAGUCUUAUAGUAAUUUACAACAAAGUAUAAAUUAGUUAUACUUGAAUAUACAACAUAGAUAAAUAAACAAAUUAAAAACAUAUAAUCAAUAAUCAUAUUACGUUGUUAAAAAGUAAUCUAUUGUUGUUAAGAAAAGACAAACUUUAAAAGAAGGAUUUAUCGGAAUGUCUUGACAUACGUCGACACAUUCUGUUUCAGCAACAAAUAUUUGCCGUGUAUUUGCCACUUCGCCAAUAAAGUAGAGAAAACAUCAAAUAAAUACUUUGCAGAUCUGAAAAAUACCAAAAAUCUAUAAAGUUAAUCACGUGUUAUAAACAGAAUCAACAUAGUUAGUAAAUCGAGCAUGUUAUUAUAUUUACUCCAUAAUAUUCGAAUAUAUAAUAUUUAUUAUUUAUCUAAAUGUAAUAAAAUAUUUAUAUCGAUGUUAAAUAUUAGUGUAAAUGUAAAUAUGUUUGAUACCAUACAUAAUUCUGUGAUAUAAGUUUACUGUGUCAACAAUGUUUUAUUUAUUUAGAUUAUUUAGUGAAAAUAUUCCACAAAUACGAGGCUUCACUGAGAAAUGAUUUAGUUUUUUGGUAAAUAAACCAUAAAUGUGAUAAAGGAUAAUGUAAUUAUAUUAAUUGUUAUUAUAAAAUACUUUUUAUUGUAAAUAUAUAUCUAGUUUAAUUUACUACAUGUUUAAGGCCAUUUAAGAUUAUGAUUUAAAAGUUUAUAACAUGUUUAUAACAUUGUUGAUGACUUCAUUUAGG